Wallemia ichthyophaga EXF-994 is the source of this 1821-nucleotide messenger RNA. Its product is annotated as ATP-dependent RNA helicase DBP9. The transcript has 2 exons. The coding region runs from base 1 to 1821 and encodes 606 amino acids. The record is from RefSeq and is a predicted model, not a curated record. Gene Ontology annotation, molecular function: ATP binding; nucleic acid binding. Gene Ontology annotation, cellular component: nucleolus. Lineage: Eukaryota; Fungi; Basidiomycota; Wallemiomycetes; Wallemiales; Wallemiaceae.
AUGGCAGAAUCAUUCGCUAAAUUUGAUCAUUUACUCGAUAAGCGUUUACUGCGCUCACUCGCGGAUAUGGGAUUCGCAACACCCACGCUCAUACAAGCCAAAGCAGUCCCAAUCGGCGUUGACGGCAAGGAUAUUCUUGCUCGUGCAAAGACAGGAUCUGGGAAAACGCUGGCGUAUUUGCUGCCAAUUGUUCAGAAUCUACUCCGUGAUAAGGAGAAAGAGAGCGAAGAUGUUCAUAAACCUGCUUGCAGAGCUUUGAUUUUGGUUCCUACGAGAGAAUUGAGUGAACAGAUAAGCUCACAUCUUAAAUCACUCGUUAAAUAUUCAUCCAAUGAAAUAUCUCAUGUGAACCUCGCUGGGUCCGGAACAGACAACAAAUUUCAACGUUUACUCCUCAGUGACAAACCUGAUAUAGUUAUAAGCACGCCAUCGAGACUUAUUGGUCAUCUCCAAUCAAAGGCUAUUACCCUUGAUAGCUUGAAAUGCUUGACUAUCGAUGAGGCUGAUUUGAUUCUGUCGUACGGUCACGCAGAUGACGUUAAGGCGCUACUUAAAGGUGGUUAUCUGCCAAAAAUCUACCAAUCCUUCCUCAUGUCUGCAACUAUGACUAGUGAUGUUGAUAAAUUGCGCGGAAUGGUCCUCAGAAACCCUGCUAUCCUAACUCUCAGAGACGACGAAGAUGGCAGCAGCAACCUCAAACAAUACUACGUAAAAUGUCCAGAGAAUGACAAAUACCUCCUCACUUAUGUUAUACUCAAGCUCAAGCUGAUCAAAGGAAAGGUUAUCAUGUUUGUCAAUAGUGUUGAGAGAGGUUUCAAAUUGAGGCUGUUCCUUGAGGCUUUCGGUAUUAGAGCCGUUGUCCUGAAUAGGGAGUUACCCAUCAAUUCACGUUUUCAUAUCGUUCAAGAAUUUAACAAAGGAGUGUAUGAUUACAUGAUUGCUACAGAUGAGGCUGGUGCUUUCGAUCAACAGGAGGAAGAUGAUGAGGAGAGCGAUGAAAGUGAAGAUGAUGAAAACAGCUCAUCAGACGAGGAUGACGACGUGGACAAGGAGAUUGACGCUGUGCUUUCUUCCGCAGAUGAAGAAGAUGCAGCUGUCGCCAUUCCGUCAGCAGCUGCGCCUAAGAAACGCAAAAGAGAGAAAGGUAAAGAGAAAGAGGACAGCAAAGACACCAAGGAAAGUAAGAAAGCCAAAACUACCAAGAAGGGUGAAAAAGAGUUUGGUGUUUCUCGUGGUAUUGAUUUCGUCGAUGUUGCAUGCGUCGUCAACUUUGAUUUACCAAAGAACAUGUCGUCAUAUGUACACAGAGUUGGUAGGACUGCAAGAGCUGGUCGCACAGGUAUCAGUUUGUCAUUCGUCGUUGACAACGAGAAGAAGAGCAAGAGAAAUGAGGAGAAAUUUUGGAAGAGAAUAGCUAAGAGACAGGAGAGCAAAGGAGGUGUGCAUAACUGGGAUUUUGAUUGGAAACAAGUUGAAGGAUUCAAGUAUAGAGUUAGUGAUGCACUCAGGAUGGUGACACCACAUGCUGUCAGAGAGGCUAGAGUGAAGGAGUUGAAGAAUGAGAUAUUGAAUAACGACAAGUUAAAGGCGCACUUUGAAGAUAAUCCAAAUGAUUAUGAAUUCUUAAAGCAUGAUAAGCCAUUACAUCCAAUGAGACAGCAGCCACAUCUCAAACAUGUUCCUGGAUACUUGAUGCCACGUAUAGCAGGAGUCAAGCAGCCAACGACACCGAAUCUUAACCCAGACAAGAUUGGAUUUAACAAGCGUAACAAGAACAAGCAAAAGAAGAAGGAUCCGCUUAAAAAGUUUUCUAGAAAGUAG